AUGGGGCAAGGGUGGGGGCCAAGGCAAGGCCUGGGCUGACAGGGAGGUAGGAAGGUUACAAGAUCAGGGCAGGGACUCAGGUGUCUCUGAGGCCCUGGAGAGGUUGUUUUGACCUCUGAACCACCUGUCCCUGUCUUACCUGCAGGUGUGUCAAUGCUCCUCCCUAGAGAAGGUCUGGCCAGGCCUAUUAACAGGAGGGUGGGGGCAAACAGAAUGCCUCCUCCUGGGUUCCAGUUGGGACUUGGGCCAGGGUGAUAGGCACUCUCUGACCCCCAUGGUCCUUCCAGCUUCAGCAGCCAACUUGAAGUUUUCCCAGCGGGUAGCCUGCUUGCCAGGGCCACCUCUAGGCUAGAAAGUAGGUGCCUGUGCCUUUAAAUUCUCAGCAGGUUGAAACGGCUGAUGACAUCACUGGUUCCCGGGAGCGGAGGAGCUGGAGCCAGAGCCCGAGGGAGCCCAGGGCUGCUGGGGGCUGCAGACAUGGAGGGCCAGAGCUGCAGUGGUAGCGGGAGACCAGGGACUGGGACCCGAUUGGGCCCCUUACCUGGGCCACAUCGGGUUUCUCAAACUGGGGGACCCUCCAAGGUGGACUCAAGUUUUCAGCUCCCAGCAAAGAAGAAUACAGCCCCAGUACCCACGGAACCAAGGUUGGCUCUAGCACCUGUAGGGCCACAAGCAGCUAUGUCACCUUCCUUAGAGGGGCCAAGGCCGGCUCUGGCAUCUCCCCGACCCGUCCUGGCUCCACUGUCUCGUCCUGGAGGACAGAAAAGAGUUCCUUCACAUCGCAGCUCUAGCCUGGCUCCAACAUCUGUGGGCCAGCUGGUGGUGUCUGCCUCAGCUGGACCAAAGCCUCCCCCAGCAACCUCAGGUUCAGUACUGACUCCAGCAUCCCUGGGGCAACUGGUGAUGUCUGCCUCAGCUGUGCCAAGGCCUCCCCCAUCUACCCUGCCUCCAAUUUCCAGAGACCAGAAGCAGCUGUCCCCCACCUCUGUGGGACCCAAGCCAGCACUAGCAGCCUCAGGCUUAAGCCUGGCCCUGGCUUCUCAGGAGCAGUCUCUCCAGCCCCACUCCAGUCCUUCCCCAGUGCCCAGUCCAGUUUUAUCACCCUCUCAGGAGCAGACCCUGGCUCCACCAGCCGGGGUCUCAGGCCCAGCUUCUGUGGGAUGGACUCCAGUUAGACAGAAGGAUGCUCCAGCCCCAAGACCUCUCCCCACUUCUGAAGGGCCUCUCCAGCCUCCAGCUCAGGCAUCUGGUCCUACAGGCUCCCCAUCCUUGAUCCAAACCUCCUCCCAAGAUCCCCGGUUUUCCUCCUCCUUCCGAGCCCGGCCUGAGGCCCCCCGCAAUAGCCCUGAGGAUCCUGUUCUGCCAGGACCACCCCAAACCCUGCCUUUGGAUGUGGGCCAGGGCCCUCCAGAGCCUGGCACUCGCUCCCCUGGACUUUUGUCCCCUACCUUCCGGCCAGGAAACGCCUCAGGUCAGACUGUGCCCCCACCUCUCCCCAAGCCACCUCGAUCUCCCAGCCGUUCCCCCAGCCGUUCUCCCAACCAUUCUUCCGGUGUCACCCCAGCCCCUGAGGUGGCGCUCCCCAGGCCUGGCACCCAGAGUACAGGGCCUGGCACUCCUAGUGCAGGGCUUGGCACCCAGGGUACAGGACCUGGCAGGUGCCCAAGCCCUAAUCUUCAGAACAAAGAAGCCCCAACCCCAGUCACCAUAUCUUCUACAUCCACCUCGUCGUCCUCCUCUUGGUCAGCUCAGCCUACCUGCAAGAGCGACCCUGGAUUCCGGAUCACUGUGGUCACAUGGAAUGUGGGCACCGCCAUGCCCCCAGAUGAUGUCACAUCUCUCCUCCACCUGGGCGGUGGCAAUGACAGUGAUGGUGCAGACAUGAUCGCCAUAGGAUUGCAGGAAGUGAACUCCAUGAUCAACAAACGGCUCAAAGACGCUCUCUUCACUGACCAGUGGAGUGAGCUCUUCAUGGACGCCCUGGGCCCCUUCAACUUCGUGCUGGUGAGUACAGUGAGGAUGCAAGGCGUUAUCCUUCUGCUGUUCGCCAAGUACUACCACCUGCCCUUUCUGCGGGAUGUGCAGACUGAUUGCACUCGCACUGGCCUGGGUGGCUACUGGGGUAACAAGGGUGGCGUAAGCGUGCGACUGGCGGCCUUCGGGCACAUGCUCUGCUUCCUGAAUUGCCACUUGCCCGCACACAUGGACAAGGCGGAGCAGCGGAAGGACAACUUUCAAACUAUCCUUAGCCUCCAGCAAUUCCAGGGACCUGGUGCCCACGGCAUACUGGAUCACGACCUCGUGUUCUGGUUUGGGGACCUGAAUUUCCGCAUUGAGAGCUACGACCUGCACUUUGUCAAGUUUGCCAUCGACAGUGACCAACUUCAUCAGCUGUGGGAGAAGGAUCAGCUCAACAUGGCCAAGAACACCUGGCCCAUCUUGAAGGGCUUCCAGGAGGGGCCCCUUAACUUCGCUCCCACCUUCAAGUUUGAUGUGGGUACCAACAAAUACGAUACCAGUGCUAAGAAGCGGAAACCAGCCUGGACAGAUCGUAUCCUGUGGAAGGUCAAGGCUCCAGGUGGAGGUCCCAGCCCCUCAGGAAGGGAAAGCCACCGACUCCAGGUGACCCAGCAUAGCUACCGCAGCCACAUGGAAUACACAGUCAGUGACCACAAGCCUGUGGCUGCCCAGUUUGUCCUGCAGUUUGCCUUCAGGGAUGACAUACCACUGGUGCGUCUGGAGGUAGCAGAUGAGUGGGUGCGGCCUGAGCAAGCUGUAGUAAAGUAUCGCAUGGAAACAGUGUUCGCCCGCAGCUCCUGGGACUGGAUAGGCUUGUACCGGGUGGGGUUCCGCCACUGCAAGGACUAUGUGGCUUAUGUCUGGGCCAAACAUGAAGACGUGGAUGGGAGUAUCUACCAGGUGACAUUCAGUGAGGAAUCGCUGCCAAAAGGCCAUGGAGACUUCAUCCUGGGCUAUUAUAGCCACAACCACAGCAUCCUCAUUGGCGUCACUGAACCCUUCCAGAUCUCGCUGCCUACCUCGGAGUCAGCCAGCAGCAGCACAGACAGUUCAAGCACCAGCUCAGAGGGUGAGGAUGACAGCACUCUGGAGCUGCUUGCACCCAAGUCCCGCAGCCCCAGUCCUGGAAAAUCCAAGCGACACCGCAGCCGCAGUCCAGGCCUGGCCCGUUUCCCCGGUCUUGCCCUCCGGCCCUCAUCCCGUGAACGCCGUGGUGCCAGCCGUAGCCCAUCACCCCAGAGCCGCCGGCUGCCCCUGGUGGCCCCUGAUAGGGGCAAUAGUAGCAGCAGCUGGGAAAGUAGUGAGGAGGGGCCUUCCAGGCUUCCUGGCCCCUGGGCCUUCCCACCAGCUGUGCCUCAAAGCCUGGGCCUGCUGCCAGCCUUGCGCCUGGAGACUGUAGACCCUGGUGGUGGUGGUGGCUCUUGGGGACCUGAUCAGGAGACCUCUGACCCUGACAGCCUAUCUCCCAGUCCCCAGGGCCGGCAGGGACUAGAGGAAGGGGGCCUUGGGCCCUGAGGAUGUGGUGGGCAGAUGGGCCCAGGUGGCCCCACUCUGCUUCAAUCUUCCACAAACCUGCCUGCCUCUCUUCUGCUGCUGCUCCAGCUAUAUCUGUACCUGCCACUCUGUCCUGGCCAGGGGUGGCCAACUAGGGUCCCCCCAAACUCAGUCCUGGCACUUCAACUGUGAUAAUCAGCAAAGCCCCGCCUGGACCCCCAUCUGGGAUGGUGGGGGAGCACUGGCAGAAAUCCCAAUCCUGGAGGUCAUCCAUUAGGAAUUAAAUUCUCCAGCUUCACUCCUGGCUGUUUCCGAACUUCUUAGCAGUCUGGGGAUGGGGGUAGUUAGUCAGAAGCAGAGAAUAAAGAGGUGAGGGAAUGACAGAAUUGACAUUUACCAGGUACCAGCCAUAUAUGGGGAUACAUGCCAUCUCCUUUAAUCUGUAUCACAACCAAAUGGGUUCAGUGCCAUUUUUAGACUCAUUCACAAAUGAGCAAAUUGGGUCUCCAAGAGGUUACAUCAGUCUCUCAGGAUCUUACACCAAAGCAGUUUGGCUGUGUGUUAGAGAGAAAGAAUAUUUACUAGGUGCUAAGUGCUAUAUGUAUGUAUAUAUUAGUUCACUUGGUCCUCAACAAGACUAUGAGGUAGCUCAUGUAUACAACCCCUUUUUUCAGAGGAGGAAAUCAAGGCUCAGAAUAAGGGAAGAAGGUCCUUUGUCCAAGGGCAUGGAAGAGAUUUGAAUAUAGGUUUAGGGCAGAAAGAAAUGGCCCAGGCCUGGGCUAGGAAGGUCAUAUCAGCUAUUAAAAGAAGGGGCCCCCUAGUAGGAGAGGAGUUGGGAAACCCUCUCCAGUGCCCCCACCCUGGUUUCAGAUACAGAUACUUCUGUGACAUUCCUUGUUUCCUACGAGCUGCACCAGGGCUUCAUGACCAGGUGCUAGGGCUUUCCUAGACAGGCUUUCCUAGACAUGUAUUAAUUUUGUAAUAUAAACAUGCAUGUACCUCCUCCUGGGACCUCUUGGGGCUGCUGUAGUAAGUUACUCUCUCCCUAUUUCCAUCUGUAUGUGAAGUUUCCUGGCAAGACCCAAGCCCAGGGCAUCAGAGUGAGCCUCCUGAAUACCAUAUCUGUGGCACAGAAGGGUUGUGUCACCUGCUCAAGGUCACCCAGCACUGCAGGAGACAUGGUCCAGUAUUUGAGCCUUAAGGUCCCCCACCUCUAGCUUCUUGACUUUCCAUAAGAGCCUCUGCCAUGCUGCUGUCAAACCCAUGGAGAGGAGGCCAAGAUUCCUAGCACUUGGCCAAGACAGGGACAAGGUCCAAGCUGGUACCCAAGAGAACUGGAACCGAGGUCACUAGCUCCAGAAUUUCUGCUGCCCACUGAGUCUCCAGCCUGCCUGGGUUAGCUGCAGGCACUGGUUGUAGAACGACACAGGAGUCCCUGGGGGCUCCAAAGGCCAUGCCUGCCUUUCCUCUGUGCCUUUAUCCAGGAGUUGGAAUCGUCUCUUCUGAAGUCGCCGCAAGUGUCGCACUGACACCUUGAUGGCCCUUGGGUCUCUGGAACAGCUAUUGGAAAUGAACCAGAUGGUUAGGACUAGCAGAAUUCCUCCUUACUCUGCAGACAAGUGGGUCAAGGUCCAGAGAAGAUCAGGAAUGAAGCUAGGGCCACAGCGAGACAGAAAGGGGGCAGGGUUACACCUAGAAGGUAGGCAGAAUAAACCUGAUCUGGUACCUAGAGGCCUGGGUUCUGUUACUACCUGGCUAUGGGACCCUGAGCCAGUCCAGGCCUCAGUUUCCUCUUCAUAUGUAAAGUGGGAACAAUAGGGGCUGGCUUUAAGAAUCAGAAUCCAAAUGAGAUUGUGAAUUAAGAGUAAGCAUUAAGCAUUUUACUAUGUGCCAGGCAAGUCUUUGUACAUUACACAAGCCAUUUCCUUGGCUUGUGUAACCAUUUUACAGAUAAGGAAAUGGAGGCUUGGAAAGGUGAAUCCACUUGUCAAGGACAUGCAAGAAUUAAAUGAUAGAGCCAAGAUGCAACCCCCAUAGGCCAACUGCAGAACUGGACCUGGGGCAGCAGGAGAUAGGGGAAGGAUAACCAUGGAACUCAGAGGUCAGAGGCCCCCUGACCUUUUCCCCACCUGCUUGGCCCAGACACACAAUUGGGGUAUAGGUAACUCAUCCCUUGGGGGGGCAGGAAACCCAUACCUCCUGUCUUUGCCAUCACUUACCCUGUGUCCUCAGCACAGUCCAGGGGAGAGACCAGUUUGAAGCAGGUGGUGCCCAGCAACUCCCAAAGUAUGUUGGCACCUGCAGGUGGGCUAUGGAGCCUCAGGAAGCGUGCCAGACUAAGGGUAAAGUUAGGCUCAGACUGGGUUUUAACCUCACCAGCCAGAUGCCCCUUCAAGGCAACCCAUCCCCAAGGGUCCCUGCAGGCCUCACCGUCGAGUGCAGUUGCAGUGGAAGAGUGGCCCACGGGCACUGUUUAGCAGCUGGAACUUGGUUUCCUGGGGCCUAAUUUGGUUCUCACACUGGUCCAGGCGGCGGAAGCCACGGCAGGCCCGGUGGGCACCUGGGUUGAUGUAUGGUUGUGAAGGUUGCCGAGUAUACCAGCACUCUGGUACUUGCAAUCAUCCAGGAGAAACACUAGUGCAUAUGUUCAGUCACACAAACACAGGCUCUGUCUAGUACCCUUCAUGCUCUCAGGGUGUUGCCCACAUGGGAUGUGCCUUUACACACACACACACACACACACACACACACACACACACACAGAGUGUCCCAUGGGGAAACCCAGACUGCUGCUGAGGGUGAUCCAGAAAGGCUUCCUGGAGGCAGAGACUGCUAAACUGAGGCUGAGAGAGGAAGAGGGAGGAGAGUACUUCAGAAAGAAGGAACAGUAUGUGCAAAAACUCAGAGGUGAGAAAGAGAGCAGACUGCAUAGUUUCAUUGUUCUAUUUUUGCAGUGAUGGGGAUUAAACCCAGGGUCUAGCACAUUGUAGGCAAAUGCUCUACCACUGAACUAUGUCUCUAGUUCUUUAAGACUGCAUUUGAGGAAACAGAUUAAAUUUGUAAAACUGGAAUUUUGACUGGGGGAUGAAGUUUGUAGGGCCUCAGGAAUACUAAUCAUUGGGACUUUUGACAACUGAGAUAAAAAGUAGCCAUGACAUCAGGGGAGAAGAGCUCAGUAGAUAUGGAGUGAUGAGGUAAUAUUUGUGGAUUAUGAAAAUUCCUUACUACAGUGUAAUUUGAGGGAGAGGUUAGGAUACCCUAGGAGCAUUUGGAGCAGGAAAAGAAGCAACAUAUACCUCCCCCAUCAACAUGCACCCGGAAGAUACCCUCUCAUAUCAGGAACCCCCUGAGGUUAGGUUCUGAGCUUACCCUGAGGUUUUAGGUGCUGGAGAACUGGAUUGGGGACCCAUGUCUGGGCUGUUGGGGCUACGUCAGUCCUGGAGGAGGUGGCCUGGAAGGCUGUGGUGUUGACUGGACUGGGGUGCCUGGACUUUUUUAGCUGCGGCUGCCUCUUCAGAGGGUGCUGCUUUUGUUGCAGUUUGGUGGAGGCCAGGGGACUGGGAGUCAGGGAGGUGGUGGGAGAGCUCCAGGAGGCAUUGUAGUAGGUAGUGGCCUGGAGGUGGGCGAGGAGCACUGAGCCAUACAUCCUACACCUGGAAGGUGGCAGUUGGUGGCACUUGAUGACCAAGACUCCCUGCCUCCAGAAACCCCCAGGAUGCUUUCAGAAACCCCUGGGGUUGUUCCCAAGAGACCAAGUCUCUCUGCCAGUCUCCUUCCCCAUCUUACUGGCUUGUGGGAGGCACUGAAGAAGGGAUUGCAUCCUGAACCCUACCCUAAGAAAAGGACAAGCCUGACAAGGCAUCAUUCCCUGAAGGAUAGACAGCCCUCCCUCACCACACUUGAAACCCAGGUUCCCCUGCUGACUGGGAAAGGACUCAAGGGGUGCAGCCACAUACCCUCCCCACCAGUACCACGCCACACACGCCUCCUUCUCCUUCAGCACAAAGCAGGGGAUCUCCAGCACAUUGAAGAAGGCUACACCCACAAUGUCCGAGAUGGAGUCAUGCUGGUUCCUCAGGCAUUGCUGGAACCUGCCCCAGAGUCAGCAUUCAGGUCCUUGUAGUACAGAGAGUUCCUGGCUCUUCCUGCAACCCACCCUGCCACUAUCAACCAAAUGUUUGUGGUUCAAAAGUUCCUUCCCUCUCAGGUCUGCUUUUCCAUCAGCACUAUGGGGUCCACGCUGGCUGAUCUUUAGGAUUCUCUGGAAUCCUAAGAGUAACUCUGCCCUGUCCCUGAGCCUCUGACCCUCUGCCAACCUGGUAUCACAGUCACAGUGGGAGAUGGUGUGAAAUCGGAAGUUUCGGAUGCCAUAGUUAUACUGCAAGGGCGAGAUGUUCUGUGGGCAUCGGUCAUGUUCCCGGCAGCAGAGAUCAGGGCCCUGGAAGAUCCCUGUACGAAGGGAAGAGAACACCAGCUCAGCAGGGUUCUGGGCACCACCCACCAGCUAUGCCCAUCUGGUAUCAAGAGGACGGAGUCCUGGUUUUCACCCCAGCCCUGACAUAAACCCCUGGGGUGGUCUCAGGCAAGUAAUUCUCUCUCUGUGAGAGCCUCAGUUUCAAAGCUUAAAGAGAACACCCAGCCUGCAGCCCAUUUGGGGCAAAUCCCAGUGCCAGGCAAUCUACCCAUGAGCAUAUGGAAAGAUCUUCCUUGGGGGAAUUGGAGUCUGUCCCUAGGGUUCCCAAGCUCAUGCUCCAAAUAAAACUGAAGUU
This is a messenger RNA of Sciurus carolinensis (gray squirrel), 8282 nucleotides long. It is a transcript of the gene Inpp5j, whose product is annotated as inositol polyphosphate-5-phosphatase J. Gene Ontology annotation, biological process: phosphatidylinositol dephosphorylation; negative regulation of peptidyl-serine phosphorylation. The transcript has 13 exons. Gene Ontology annotation, cellular component: ruffle; plasma membrane; cytoplasm. The record is from RefSeq and is a predicted model, not a curated record. The coding region runs from base 400 to 3534 and encodes 1044 amino acids. NCBI's taxonomy places the organism in Eukaryota, Metazoa, Chordata, Mammalia, Rodentia, Sciuridae. Gene Ontology annotation, molecular function: phosphatidylinositol-4,5-bisphosphate 5-phosphatase activity; phosphatidylinositol-3,4,5-trisphosphate 5-phosphatase activity.